CGUCUGGUUAUGUCACCGAUUGGCGAACCGCUGGAAACCGUCGAGCCUGUCCACGAGCUCAUUGUUGUGCUAGGCGAUGCGAUGCGCUGCCACACCGAGGUUCUGCAGCGGUGCAACAUCCUCCACCGCGACAUCUCAGACAACAACAUCCUUGUCGUGCGUGAGGAGGGCAAACAACCC
This is a messenger RNA of Linderina pennispora, 180 nucleotides long. RefSeq lists its product as uncharacterized. The record is from RefSeq and is a predicted model, not a curated record. The annotation marks the transcript as partial. NCBI's taxonomy places the organism in Eukaryota, Fungi, Kickxellomycota, Kickxellomycetes, Kickxellales, Kickxellaceae. The transcript has a single exon.